Messenger RNA from Tachyglossus aculeatus (Australian echidna), 2147 nucleotides. RefSeq names its product pannexin 1 (gene PANX1). The record is from RefSeq and is a predicted model, not a curated record. The transcript is spliced from 5 exons. The coding region runs from base 88 to 1380 and encodes 430 amino acids. Gene Ontology annotation, biological process: monoatomic cation transport; positive regulation of interleukin-1 production. NCBI's taxonomy places the organism in Eukaryota, Metazoa, Chordata, Mammalia, Monotremata, Tachyglossidae. Gene Ontology annotation, molecular function: channel activity.
GGAAGAGGCGGCCCUCCCUGAGUUGGAGGAGGCCUCCCUGAGGAAAAAGAGACACCCCCCCUCCCCGAGGAGGAGGAGGAGGCGACGAUGGCGAUCGCCCACCUGGCCACCGAGUACGUGUUCUCGGACUUCCUGCUGAAGGAGCCUCCGGAGCGCAAGUUCAAGGGCCUGCGGCUGGAGCUGGCCGUCGACAAGAUGGUCACCUGCCUGGCCGUCGGGCUGCCCCUGCUGCUCAUCUCGCUGGCCUUCGCCCAGGAGAUCUCCAUCGGGACCCAGAUAAGCUGCUUCUCUCCGAGCACUUUCUCGUGGCGCCAGGGAGCAUUCGUGGACUCCUACUGCUGGGCCGCCGUCCAACAGAAGCAUUUUUCCCAGAGCGACGCGGGCAACCUUCCCCUCUGGCUGCACAAGUUCUUCCCAUACAUUCUGCUGCUGGUGGCCAUCCUGCUGUACCUGCCCAGCCUGUUCUGGCGCUUCACAGCGGCGCCUCACCUCUGCUCCGACAUGAAGUUCAUCAUGGAGGAGCUCGACAAGGUGUACAACCGAGCCAUCAAGGCGGCCAAGAGCUUCCGCGACAUCGACGUGCGCGACGCGGCCGGCUCCGUCCUGGCCCUGCACGACAACGGGGGCCAAAGUGGGUGGGAGAUACCCGAAAACCACUUCAAAUACCCCAUCGUGGAACAGUACUUGAAGACAAAGAAGCGGUCCAAAAACUUAAUCGUCAAGUACCUCCUGUGCCGCGUGCUGACGUUCCUGAUCAUCCUGCUGGCGUGCGUCUACCUGGGCUAUUACAUCAGCCUGUCCUCGCUGUCCGACGAGUUCGUCUGCAGCAUCAAGUCGGGCAUCUUGAGAAACGACAGCACCGUCCCCGAACAGUUCCAGUGCAAGCUGGUGGCCGUCGGCGUGUUCCGGCUGCUCAGCUUCCUCAACCUCGUGGUGUACGUGGCCCUGGCCCCCGUCGUGGUGUACACCCUCUUCGUCCCCUACCGCCAGAAGACCGACGUCCUCAAGGUCUACGAGAUCCUGCCCACCUUCGACGUGCUGCGCUUCAAGUCGGAGCGGUACGACGACCUGAGCCUCUACCACCUCUUCCUGGAAGAGAACAUCAGCGAGCUCAAGUCGUACAAGUGCCUCAAGGUGCUGGAGAACAUCAAGGGCAGCGGGCCGGGGGUCGACCCCAUGAUCCUGCUGACCAACCUCGGCACCGUCAAGACCGACGUCGUGGACGGGAGGGAGAGCAAGUCCGGGGAGGAGGCCGAGCCCCAGCCCGCCGCCACCGGCCCCGGGGAACUCAGAGUUUUGACAGACCAGGACCUGAGCAACGAGACAAAGGCGAAUAAUGAAGAGGUCAAGAUCCGCCAACGCCUGCUCGAUUCUUCCUGAUGAUCAUUCCUCCGACCUUCCGCUGCGGACCUUUUAAUGAUGAGAGAGAGAGAGAGAGCGAGAAAGAGAAUUGUUUUGCUAAUAACAGACCUCGAAGCAAAGGAACGGGGAGUCCCGCCCCCCACCUUUGAGAGGUUGCUUAAUAACUGUGGGGGAUGUCAAUGAAUCCCUCUUAAUGAAGGCUCCAUUUUCCUAGAGAAAAAUGGUCGGUGACCUGAGCCUCGGACAAAAUGGUGAAAAUGAGGCAGCGGAGAGACAGCACCAAGGCGGGGCCUGGGGAAAGUCUUUCUGUCGGCAUCUGUAGUAAGCGCCAGGAGGUGCUUACUACAUCCUCUGAUUGCUGGAAAAACCCCCAACAGGGUUCGGAGGAGACGUUAUCACUGCAGGUACUUUGGCUUUCUUGCUUCCCACAGAGUCUGAAAGAUUGGGGCCGUUGGGCUCCAGGGCUGCUGAGCUGUCUUCACUCAGGGUUCCUUCAUUGGCCCCCGGCCCCUCCCUCUGGGGUGAGAAGGUGGGUGAUGUGAAAAGCCACAUUUUAUCUGUUCAUGUCACAUUACAUGGUUUUAGCGGAAGGGAAGCAAUUCUUGCCUCAGUGGAAAAAAAAAAUUUUCAGAAAAAAAAAAAUCAUUCUAAGGUACCGGAGAAACAACUCCAAAAAAGCCAGUGGCUUUCAGUCACUUUUUUUUCUUUUAUUUUAAAGGUUAAAGAGGAAAAGGUGGGAAUGAAUUUUUAAUCAGAACUCUGAUCGUACACAUAUUUUCAUGGGG